CAUCUUACUUGGUUAAUUUCAAACCGUACCUUUCUUGUAUACCAAAUACAGCUAUGGCAACAACAGCCUCAGCCACACUGUCCCCACCCACCUUGGCUGCCGCCACCGUCGGCAGUCCCCGGAGAAGAACUGCAGUCAAUGUGAGUUACAUCGCAGGGUUGAAUUCCUUCGGUGGGCUAAAAGCUCACAACAGCGUGGUCUCACUAGGCCAACCAGUGUGCAUCGAGCAAUCGUUUGCAAACGUCGUGAGCUCGCUCAAAGCUCCGUCAAGGGGGAACGGUAGAGGCCGCGGCGGCGGCGGCUCCUUGUCUUCGACAUGCAACGCGGUGGGUGAGAUAUUCAGGAUUGCAGCAAUCAUGAAUGGACUUGUUCUCGUUGGUGUUGCUGUGGGGUUCGUUCUUCUUCGAAUUGAGGCAUUUGGAAGAGUCUUGAGUGAGAAUUUAAGCAACUUUGUUUUUUUAUUGCUUCAUGAAUAUAUAUCUACUUUUAUUUGCAGUAAUCAUGUAUAUGUAAUUUGCUUUCAUUCUUCAAUCUUCAUGGAUGUGGAACCUUAA
Messenger RNA from Hibiscus syriacus, 554 nucleotides. RefSeq lists its product as uncharacterized. The record is from RefSeq and is a predicted model, not a curated record. Gene Ontology annotation, cellular component: cytochrome b6f complex. Lineage: Eukaryota; Viridiplantae; Streptophyta; Magnoliopsida; Malvales; Malvaceae. The transcript has a single exon. Bases 54 to 554 code for a protein of 166 amino acids.